CUCUAGAACCAGAAGUAGCUGCCAUAUAUGCUCAGUAUUACUCAUCAGUUGUUGGUCCUCCUCCACAAAGAUAUAUGGUGGUUGAUAUAGGAGGAGGUACAGUUGAUAUUACUGUACAUGAUAAUAGUAGUGGGCAAGUUAGUGUAAUAUUACCACCAAUGGGUAACACCUGGGGAGGAACAACUAUCAAUGAAGCUUUAUCUAUGCUGCUACAAGAUAUUGUGGGUGACAAGCAAUAUUUAAAGUUUUUGAGACAGGAAAAAGAAGUGGCACAUAUCGCCAUCACUCAGCUUUGCUAUCAAGAAUUUGAAGGUGAAAAGAUAAGAUUUGGGGAAAAGUAUACCAAGACGUCUGCAUCAUCAAGAGAAAUAGUCAUCACAUUGCCACAGGCCUUCAGAAAUUUCUAUUCUCCAGCAGUGCUACAUGAAGGAGCAAGGGAAGAAGAUGUAGAAUUUAGUGAAAGUGAUGGCACGCUACGAAUGAGCUAUAGUCUAGUUGAAAAGAAAAUAUUCCAGUUCACUGUCGAUGGCAUCCUUGAUUGUGUGAAAGCAGCAUUUAAACAACUGGAUGAUAAAAUCAACACAGUUUAUUUAGUCGGAGGGUUUGGAGGUUGCAAGUUUGUUCGUCGGAAGAUUGAGGAAGCUAUCGGUGAGUAUCAUGGAGCUCUUUACGAUAAUACAGUGUGUCCUCAACAAUCAGAUCUUGCUGUUGUACAUGGAGCAGUGAUGUGGAGGAAAGAUCCUAGCAUCAUUCAAUCACGUGCUGCUGAUGCUGCCUAUGGGAUAGGUACUGGUCCUGUUUUUAACUCAUUAGUCCAUGAUGAGCAUUACAAGUUUGUAGAUGAAGAUGGCAUACAACGUUGUGAUAAUGUAUUUGAGGUAUUUGUACUUAAAGGAGAAGUGGUCAAGGAUGAAGAAUACAAAACCACUGGGAUACCUCUUCAUCAAAGAAGCACGCAAGAAUAUAUUCCUAUAUUUUCUACAACAGAUGAUGGAGUUCAAUAUACACAAGAUAAAGAAGGAAAACUAACAGUACAAAAGAUUGGUGAAUUAGUGAUUGAUAUUCCUAAUCCGGAAAAUAAACCAAGAGAAGAGAGACGAGUUGACGUUUUUAUGGAUUUCAGUGGUACAGAGAUACGAGCUAGAGCUCAAUAUCGUAUCACUGGACAAGAAGUAAAAACAGUUUGCGACUUUCUAUCAAACCAAGACUGAACGUAUGUGCAUUCAUUAUUUUUGUAUUUUUAUAGCAUAAGACAGUAGAAAUAAGGCGUGGCAAAAUUGGUGAAUGAUGGCUUCAAAUGUUUCGAAAGAACCACUUUCACGAGCGGAGAAAGUAGAGAAAGAGCCUGGUUCAGUUGUACACCAGAGAAGCAAUUACAUAGCGGCUAUUGACUUUGGAACCUCGUCUCUAUCAGUAGCGUACACCACUCCACUGGAUGGGGGCGAAACAAGAAUUCUUCAGCUCUACAAAACCUAUGAGAGAGUCCCCAACGCUAUACUGCUAAGGAUAACUGAUGAUGGAGAAUGUGCAGUUGAAGAUAUUGGGCUAGAAGCACAAAUACACUAUAGCAAACUAAAGGUUCAAAGCAGAAUGAAUCAAGUCUACUUUGAAAGAAUCAAGAAUAUAUUGUAUAGAGACAAGCAUGUAGAUCGUAAUACCGAAGUUCCUUCGUUCACUGGAGGGUCUUAUUAUCUCAUUGAAGUUAUAGCUUUUAUCAUAAAGCACCUCAAGGAGAAGCUAUUGGAUGAUCAGCUGAGGGGCCAGUACAAGGCAACUGUUUUUGAUUGGGUCAUUACUGUCCCUGCUAUAUGGAAAGCUAGAGCGAAAAGAAUGAUGAGAGAAGCUGCUUAUAUGGCUGGUCUGACUUCUGACGGUCCUGGUAUAACAAAAUUUACUCCAGUAGGAACUCAAGUACCUCGUCCAGAGGAGGUUAAUCCUGACAAGUUAUCGUUAGCUCUAGAACCAGAAGUAGCUGCCAUAUAUGCUCAGUAUUACUCAUCAGUAGUUGGUCCUCCUCCACAGAGAUAUAUGGUGGUUGAUAUAGGAGGAGGUACAGUUGAUAUUACUGUACAUGAUAAUAGUAGUGGGCAAGUAAGUGUAAUAUUACCACCAAUGGGGAACACCUGGGGAGGAACAACCAUCAAUGAAGCUUUAUCUAUGCUCCUACAAGAUAUUGUGGGCGAUGACCAGUUUUCUAAAUUUCUAAGUCAAGGAAAAGAGGCAGAGAUUGCCAUCACUCAGCUUUGCUAUCAGGAAUUUGAAGAUGAAAAGAAGAGGUUUGGGGAAAAGUAUACCAAGAUGUCUGCAUCAUCAAGAGAAAUAGUCAUCACUUUGCCACAGGCUUUCAGAAAUUUCUAUUCUCCAGCAGUGCUAGACAAAGGAGCAAAGAAAGAAGAUGUGGAAUUUAGUGAAAGUGAUGGCACGUUACGAAUGAGCUAUAGUCUAGUUGAAAAGAAAAUAUUCCAGUUCACUGUUGAUGGCAUUCUUGAUUGUGUGAGAGCAGCAUUUAAACAACUGGAUGGUAAAAUCAACACAGUUUACUUAGUCGGAGGGUUUGGAGGUUGCAAGUUUGUUCGACGGAAGAUUGAGGAAGCUAUCGGUGAGUAUCAUGGAGAUCUUUACAAUAAUACAGUGUGUCCUCAACAAUCAGAUCUUGCUGUUGUACAUGGAGCAGUAAUGUGGAGGAAAGACCCUAGCAUCAUUCAAUCACGUGCUGCUGAUGCUACCUAUGGGAUAGCUAUUGGGCCCCAGUUUGAUCAAUUUAUACAUGACAAGCAUUACAUGUAUUAUGACGUAGAGAACACAAGGCGUUGCAGGAACGUAUUUAAAGUUUUUGUCCUUAAAGGAGAAAUGGUUAGGGACGAAGUAUAUAAGACAAGCCUAAUACCAAAGACUCAAGAAAGCCUCAAAAUGUACAUCGAUAUAUACUCUACAGCAGAGAGUGGAGUCCAGUACAUAAAAGAUAAAGAGGACAAAGCAACAGUAUAUAAAGUUGGUGAAUUGGACAUUGACACUCCCAAUCCCAAUGAUGUUCCACGAAAGGAGAGAGAGGUUGAUAUCUUUAUGGAUUUCAGCGGUACGGAGAUACAAGCAAGAGCCCGGUAUCGUAUCACAGGAGAAGAAGUGAAAACUGUUUGUGACUUUCUAACAGUUCAAACUGUUUCUGAUUAAUUAAUAUUUUUUAGAUAAUAAUACUUCAUCACUGAUUUGGGAA
Amphimedon queenslandica is the source of this 3214-nucleotide messenger RNA. Its product is annotated as heat shock 70 kDa protein 12B-like. NCBI's taxonomy places the organism in Eukaryota, Metazoa, Porifera, Demospongiae, Haplosclerida, Niphatidae. The transcript has 3 exons. The record is from RefSeq and is a predicted model, not a curated record. Bases 1285 to 3171 code for a protein of 628 amino acids.